This is a messenger RNA of Lates calcarifer (barramundi perch), 1261 nucleotides long. Its product is annotated as inositol-tetrakisphosphate 1-kinase-like. Gene Ontology annotation, molecular function: inositol-3,4,5,6-tetrakisphosphate 1-kinase activity; magnesium ion binding; inositol-1,3,4-trisphosphate 6-kinase activity. Gene Ontology annotation, biological process: inositol trisphosphate metabolic process. NCBI's taxonomy places the organism in Eukaryota, Metazoa, Chordata, Actinopteri, Centropomidae. The record is from RefSeq and is a predicted model, not a curated record. Gene Ontology annotation, cellular component: cytoplasm.
AAGUGACUCUACCAGUCCGACUGGCCCCUUUCUCUCCGUGUUUGCACCUGUGAAUCAUGAAUCAGGAGGAAGCACUCCUCAGGUUUAGAUUUCAAGACACGUCGGCGUAGAUUUUAGGGAGGAGGAGUGGGAGGAAGAGGAGAAGGCGGAGGAGGAGGGUUGAAUGGAUCAGCACUCGCACAUCAUCCCUCUCUUCGACCGUGUCUGCGGUCAUUUGGCCGCUGGUGACCCCCGGACACGCAGACCAAUGUCAGGCCGCAGGGUUGGCUUCUGUCUCAGCGAUAAGAAACGCAGGAGAAUGAAUCUGGACGCCUUUGCAGACUUCUGUGCGUCACAUGGAGUGGAGGUGGUGGAGAUUGACCUCGCCCAGCCGCUGGCACCUCAGGGACCCUUUGACGCCAUUGUUCACAAGCUGUCUGAUGUCAUCGUGGAGGCGGAGCACGACAGCCAAUCACAGCAGCUGCUUGCCAACUUUGAGACUUAUGUGUCAACUCAUCCCAGUACAGUUCUUCUGGACCCUCUGCCUGCAAUGACCCGACUACUAGACCGCUUCGCCUCUUACAGGAUCAUGAGCAAGUUGCACAACUCACUCCGAGACUGGCGUAUCUGCAGUCCUCCUUACCUAGAGGUCCACAGAGCCAGUGACCUGCCAUCCAUUCAGCAGGCUGUGAUGGCCCAGGGUCUAAGUUUUCCUCUCAUUUGCAAAACUAGAGUGGCACAUGGCUCACUUUCCCAUGAGAUGUCUCUGAUCUUCAGUGCAGGCAGCCUGGCUGAUAUCCAUCCUCCCUGUGUGCUGCAGAGCUUCGUCAACCACGGAGCUGUUCUACACAAGGUCUUUGUGGUAGGAGACAAACACUUCUGUGUAGAGAGGCCCUCACUCAAGAACUUCCCCUCCGGUCCCUGUGACAGGAAAACCAUCUUCUUCAACAGCCACCAGGUGUCCAAGCCAGAGUCGAGCUCUGAUCUCACAGCUCUGGACGAGCAGAUGCCGUGCCUCCCUCCUCCCAGCUCCCAGGCCGUGGACGCCCUGGUCCGGGAGCUCCGAGUUCAGCUGGGCAUGGCGCUGUUCGGCGUGGACGUCAUCAUCAACAUACACACACACACCCUCACCGUCAUCGACAUCAACAUCUUUCCAGGAUACGAGGGAGUGCCCCAGUUUUUCUCUUCUCUGCUCAAUCACAUCGAGUCAGUGUUGGACAAACAGACGUCAACUACCAGCUCUCUGAAGACGACUACAGGUGGUCCACCUGCUGGCCUUUAA